Molecule: messenger RNA, 1737 nt
Organism: Ostrinia furnacalis (Asian corn borer)
Lineage: Eukaryota; Metazoa; Arthropoda; Insecta; Lepidoptera; Crambidae
Gene: kappaB-Ras
Product: NFKB inhibitor interacting Ras like 1
Exons: 3
Coding region: 235-888 (217 amino acids)
Biological process (GO): Ral protein signal transduction; negative regulation of canonical NF-kappaB signal transduction
Molecular function (GO): GTPase activating protein binding; GTP binding; GTPase activity
Source: RefSeq, a predicted model, not a curated record
GACAAGUGAAGUAGGUGGAUUUCGUAUAAAAUAAUCGAAUUAUUCAUAAAAUUACAUAAAUUAUUGCUAUUGCAUGAUGUUUCAUGUUAAUAAAUAUUUCUAAAUUGGAUAUCCAAGAGCAAUAUAGCUAAAAUGUUCCGUUAGCCUUCAAUAUUAGAAUGGAAUCUCAGUGAAAGUGAUACGUUGCACUUGCAACUAGGAAUACCAUUUGCAAACAUCGACAAAUUCAACAAAAUGGGAAAAUCAAGCAAAGUGGUCAUCUGUGGGAUGAAAGGCGUGGGAAAGACGGCAAUUUUGGAGCAGCUUAUUUACGGAAACGUCAGUUUAAAGUCGUGUUUCUAUCCAACCAUCGAGGACAUCUAUGUGGCGAAUAUUGAGACAGAUCGGGGCUCGAAGGAGCGCGUCUGCUUCUACGACACAGCUGGCUUGGAGCCCCCGCUUACAGGCGAGUUGAAAGGUCCACCGCAGUCUCCGACGAUGCAGCUAACGGCCAACCAGGUGCUGCAACGACACUACCUCGGCUUCGCUGAAGGGUUCGUCAUGGUUUAUGACACCACAAAGCCGGAAUCCCUCGACGUUCUGAUGUACUUAAAAAAGGAUAUCGAUAGGAAUAAAGAUAAGAAAGAGGUGGUAAUGCUAGUCAUCGGCAACCGUAUGGGCCCUGAUGACGUCAACAGCUUGGAAAACACAUGCUCUAAAGCCGCUAACUGGUGCUCUCGAGAAAAAAUCCGUCAUUUUGAAGUGUCAGCCAUGGACAGACCAUCUCUCUACGAACCCUUCAUCUAUAUGACGUCACGGCUCAACCCAGUGCAAAAUAAGACCGCGUUCCCACAGCUUAGUACGCUAAGCAAGCUGACGCAGAAGAAUAAUAAGAGCGAAGCCAUGUAACGGUACGUUUUGAGUCUAUGCCCUUUCUGCUACCAUCCUUAAGUAGCACGAAUUCAUCUAAUCACUUGUCGCUUUUAAGUUUUUUUGUGCUACAGGGUGUACAAUUUACAGCAGAUAAAACCACAGAAAAUGACAAAUUACUUCAAUUGAGUCUGAAACUUAAGUAUUAUGCAAAAAAUAUGAAAUCAAAUGUUUAUUGAAUAAGUAAUAGCACUAAUUACGUGAUCUAAAAUAACUGCUGUUUUCUGCCACACCCUGUAUUGAUAUUAAUAAGAUCUCGCGAACAAAGUGUCAAUUAGUAUUAUUUCUGUAUUUAUUGUAUUUGAGAUGGCUCUCUGUGACAAAUUCUUUCAAUUUAUUUAUACCUGGUGCCGAAGUUAUAAAGUUGAAGAUGCGUUAAAAAUUGUAUAAAUGUGUGGGUUGACUUAAUGAAAUUUAAGCUAAUUUAAAAAAUUCUAAAAACAUAUUUUCAGUACAGUGCAGAGCCAAUUAUCGUAAUCAGCUAUGAAGCUUAAUCGAGCCUUUAUAAAAUGCUGUCUAAUUUUUUUUAUUGUAAAAAUAUUCUUCAACCAAAUCUAGAAUUUGUAUAGGUAAUAUUGUAUGUACUUAGAAUGUAGACUAUCUACACUGUCAGAAAUCUCAUUAGUUGUAGUAAUUUUUAUGUAGAAAUUAUUUUAGUUUUUGACUCUGGUUUCGUGACUGGAAUACUUUACGAGUAUGAAAUGUAUAAUACUCGUACCUUGUUAAAAGCUCGGUCGCCGAGCACGUAGAAUUUCGUCCAAUGACCCCAAGCUACCCAUCCUUUUCGCUCGUGCGUAAUUAUGUUGCUGUCGCGCUCGCACACUCACU